UCUUUAAUCUAACCUUUAAAACUCCUCAUAUUACCUUAUAAACAGGUAAGGAAAGUUCAUAGCUUUGAUAGAACUUUAUAAAUCAAAGUUUCUUAGUCUGAUUUUAAAUGUUUACUACACAAGAAGAAAUUAAUAAAAAAACAGGUCCUAACGGAGUUGGACGAUACGAUUUUUUAAAUUUGCUAGUACAAGAAUUUUACAAAACUAAUUCAUUGGAUGCCAAGCGGCAGGUGUUGGCGAAUUUAGCAAACUUCUCUUACGAUCCAAUUAACUAUGAACUUAUAAAACAGUUACGUAUCGUGGACUUAUUUUUAAAGCAACUUCUACACCACGAAGAGGACUUUGUACAUUUUAGUAUUAGUGGCCUCUGUAAUUUAAGUGUAGAUCCUAGUAUAGCGGAUCUCAUUGUCAAGCAGAAUGGUGUAUUUUUAAUUUCGAACUUAUUAAUGCACAGAAAUGUCGAGAUAUCACUGAAUUCGUUAGCAACGCUAAUUUAUUUGAUUAACCAAGACACUCAAGCUUCAAUUACAACAGCAGAGAUUAUAAACAAAGUACUGCACUACAGUUCGAGCACAGAUACGAGACUUAGCAACCUCGGUAAUAUAUUUUUACAAGACUUUUGUACGAGCGCACAGAUUAGCCAUGUUAAAAGCUCAAACAGCCUGGACGUCAAUGAUAUACCUUUACCCUUUACGUAAAUUCGCAAUGAUAGUAGGCGAUAAGUGUAUAGUAACCAAGCAGAUAACCAAUGCGGACAUCAAACGGUUUAUAGAAAUUAGCGGAGAUUCAAAUCCAAUCCAUCGUCAAGGAGAAAAUAGUAUCGUGCAUGGGGCAUAUCUUAAUGCAUUAGUGUCAAGUGUAAUUGGAACAAAGUUACCUGGACCUGGUUCAUUACUUAUUUCACAAACCUCUACCUUUCCAAAGAAGUGUUUUAGUGGUGAAGUUAUAAACAUAACGGUCGAGGUUUUAGAGCUGCGCAAAAUUAUAACAGUAGGAUAUUCAUGUAAAGUGGAGGAUUUAAAUAAAGUGGUUUUACAUGGCACUGCUAAACUGAUGUUAAAUAAAUAAUGCUAGGAAUUGCAA
Messenger RNA from Photinus pyralis (common eastern firefly), 1083 nucleotides. RefSeq names its product armadillo repeat-containing protein 7-like. The transcript is spliced from 3 exons. NCBI's taxonomy places the organism in Eukaryota, Metazoa, Arthropoda, Insecta, Coleoptera, Lampyridae. The coding region runs from base 108 to 698 and encodes 196 amino acids. The record is from RefSeq and is a predicted model, not a curated record.